Molecule: messenger RNA, 8100 nt
Organism: Danio aesculapii
Lineage: Eukaryota; Metazoa; Chordata; Actinopteri; Cypriniformes; Danionidae
Gene: plekho2
Product: pleckstrin homology domain containing, family O member 2
Exons: 6
Coding region: 312-2360 (682 amino acids)
Biological process (GO): macrophage apoptotic process
Source: RefSeq, a predicted model, not a curated record
GACGCGGCCCUGGUGUCUCUUUUUGGCACAAGCAGAGGCUUUUGGGGACUUACCGGAAACCAAACUUUUUUUUUCAAGCCUCAAACUUGUAGCUGCUGCUGAAGUCGAAAGAGGAAAAAGAGCAACAGAGUCCCGUUACAUUUCACCCUCGUUGUACGCAGUUCCUUGUUUUUCUUCUUCUUCUUCUUCUUCAUCGUCAUGUUGAAUGUGGGAAAGUUGAGACGAAGAGCGAUCAAGAGUUUUAACCCGAGAUAAAGUCCUGCGUCGAGCGUUUUUUCUCCUGCGCAUAACGGGAUCUUUGUUUUUAUAACAUGGAUGAUGGUGUGAAAGAGGAACCAGCCAAGCCCAAAGAGGUGAAGAGCGCAGAGAAGGCCGGCUGGUUGAAGAAGUCUUCAGGGAAGUUCUUGAGCAGCUACAAAGACAGAUACAUUCAGCUGGACCGAACUGUCAUCGCCGUCUAUGAGAACGAGGAAUUAACAACAUGUCUGGAGAAACUGGAACUGGACAACUACGAGACGUGCCACGAGCUGAAGAGUGCAUUCAAGAAGAAACACAGACUGGUACUAAUACGAAGCCCCAAGAGCGGUAGCAAGGUCCAAGAUGUCAAACUUCAGGCACCGACUCCUGAGGAGAAGGAGGCCUGGAUCAAGGCGCUGUGUGAAGGAAUUAAUAGGGCAAAGAACAAAGUUUUUGAUGAGGUGAAAAUUGAUGAAAGCAGUACUUUAGAGCAUGUCACACGGGACCGACCUAAAGGGAACCGUGGAAGAAGACCACCAACGAGGAUACACAUGAAGGAGGUUGCAAAUGUUUCCAUUGAUGGAAUGUUAAGACUUGACCUUGAUGGAGAGGUUACCAUGCUCAAUGGAACCCAUACCUUGAAUAAAGAAGGGGAUAAACAGAAGGAAACUUCUAAACCAGCCGUAACAAUGAACAACAUCCAGGAGGAAGACACUGAAGAGGAACCCACACCGCAGAAGAAAGUUAAGCCGCCCAUGCCUCCAUCAAAAGAUAACAAACCCUGUGAUAGCAUAAAAGAGGAUGAGCCCAAAAACGAGGAGCCUGCACCACAGAAGAACAUUGUUACGCCACCGAUGCCUCCAUCCAAGGAGUCCAAGCCUAGCACCUCUUUGGAGUCUGAAGCAGACAGCAUCGACUCUUCUGAAUCAACCCCGUCCACCAAGAGUGUCCAGCCUCCAGCUCCGCCAUCGAAACAUAUAAAACCCAACCAACCGUUAACACCAACCACAGGCACAACAGUGCAAAAAGAAACCCAAGAGAAAAACGAGGAGGUUGACGCUGAUGCAGGUACUAAAGUCAAUGGAGCUUCAAAGGAGAAAGAGGACCAGGACAAACCGGAAGAAGUCGAAAUCUUGAUUCUUUCCAAACAAGUCAUGAAACCUCAAGUGGUGAUGUGGGACUCACCUGUUAUUGUUUCAAAAGAUGCCGAACAAGAAGUAAAAAGCUCAAAGAAGGCCUAUGAUAUUACUAGAGAAGUUGCGACCACAACAGAGCCGCAGCAGCUGAAUCCAGCUCCAAGUUCAACCCCUGAAUCUGUUAAAAAGAGUCCCGGGCCUCCUGCUCCACCCAAGAAGAAGCCAAUUAAGGCACCAGCCAAAAAGGAGGACACUCCCCACCAAGGUGACCAACCAGUCCUUUUGGACUCUUCUACUGUGUCUUCGGAAAAAGUCUCAGAGCAGUCUUUCGAAAAGGAUGAUACCAAAUUAACAAUUCCAGAUCCCAAAACUGAGCCAGUUGGUGAUGUUUCAAGUGAAGAAAUAGAGGAGAAGUCUUUAGACAGUGGUCAGCACUCAGGAGAGGAGUCUGAGACCGGUGACCAAGUUACACCAUCCUCCACAAAGCUCAAAGGAAGCUCCCAGGGAUUAGAUUUGGAGACAAGCGAGGAUGAUCUAGAACCAUCUGACAGCAAAGCAGAGAGUUUGGAGGAGCCGUCGUUGGAAACUCCGUCUGUCACCCCAGAGACCUCAGUUCUCAGUGCACAUCCAACCCCAAACCAAUGCCCCAACAAGUCCAUGUCCCGCGCUAUGCCUCUCAAUCACUCCUCCAAGGGCCGUUCUGCAUCCCUUGGAGACCUUCUUUCUGAGAGCACAGAGAGGAUAGAAAGCAAGGGAAAACCACAAGGAAGUGAGCUCAAGGUCUUGCAAAACAAAGUGUCUAUCGAGAUUGAAAAGACAGGAGAGCUGCUGAAUGCAAUUGCGACCGGACAGAGCGAAGACAAGGAGGAAGCGAGCCCAGAGAUGCUGCUAGCUGCAGCCAUGGAGAAGCUCAGGAAAGCCGACCAGUUCCUAAGGGAAGCCAGAAGCUUUAAAGAUCUAAAGAGCAGCAACAGAUUAAGUUUGUAAUGGUAAGUGUUGGUGUACAGAACCAAUAGGGAUGAUCCAUGCUGAAAAUGCAAUAUACAGUAUGAAAAUGAUCAAAUGAAGUACUUAUGCUAGCCUAUGCUAGCUAGCUAAUGUAGAUGUGUAGCUUCUACGGUGUGUGCUAAUGUAGCUUGUGCAUCAAGGACAUCCAAUCCUGCUCCUGGAUUUCCACUUUCCUGCAUAUAUUAAGUCCAACAGCUUUUUUCAAGUCAGUCUAAAAAGCUUGAUUAGCUGAUCCAGGACUAUUGCUGCAUUCCAAACAACUCUGGAAAUGAGAGUUGUUCUACUUUCUACUUUGAAAUAACAUCUACAAGGAUGCCCAAACUCUGUUCUGGAGGGCCGGUGUCCUGCAGAGUUUAGUUUCAACCACAAUUAGACAUACCUAAACCAGCUAAUUAAGUUCAUUCUAGGUAUACAAGAAACUUCCAGACAGGUGUGUUGAAGGAAGUUGGAGCGAAACUAUGCAGGACUCUGACCCUCCACUGAGUUUGUGCAUCCCUGACCUAGAAUGUUGCUUGGAGUCUGACAUCCAACCUGUGAACUUGGGGCAGAUCCAAGAACUCUGACCUCAGAAAAACUCUUAAUUUGACGUCACUUCACAAAUGAGGGCUAGUUCUGUUUCAGUGAGAUUAGUACGGAGCUAUCUUUUGUGAAAUGUAAAAAUAAACCUUAAAGUACUUUUAUAGCACAAAAGGAGUGGGGAACCUUACUAAUUAAGGCCCAAUUCUAUUUUUGUACCCCUACCCCUUCCCUUGGCCCUUAAAACGUGUGACGGGGAAGGGCUUCAAAAUUUACCCCUAAGAAUUGGGACAAAACUACAAUACCUACAUGUCAUCGCAAUCUCUUAAUUCAUAUAAGAUCGACAACAGCAAGUGCUGUAGUUAUUACAAUAUUUUUUGGUAUUCAUCUUGAGGAAAUCGCCGAAGGCAAUGAUAUCAUGUUUUCAUAACGAUAUAAUGCGACAGUAAGAUCAUAACUCUACUGUGCAUUUACACUCCACAUUCCUACUCCAUCCAGGUUUUAUUUCCGCUCCCACUACUCAUUCAUUAUAAGCUUCAGAAUGGGAGUCUAUUGUUUGACCACUCACACCCAUUCAAAUUACACUCGAGUUCUGCCUGCUCCCACCUUAUAAACAGAAAAAUUAACCAUGCAGUCAGGAAUGCAGACCUCAAUUUUAGUGCAAUUAACUAUUUUCAAAGGACAAAAUUUUUCUAGCAUUUGUCUUCUAUUUGUUUUAGCCAAAAUAACAUGAAAUAUUAUGAAAUAUUCACAUUUCAUGUGGUGAAAAUACAACUAUGUGCGCAAUCAACUGGAAAGCUGGACAUUUCACUACUGAAAUUUCUACUUCCAACAAUGUGUAUGGAACACAGCAUGUCUUACUAUUGGGAUAUGGGAAGGUCUGUAUUACUUACUGUUGUAAAAAGUGUGAUGACUAAAUUGGAUCAUAUGAGGCACCUCACAGCCAAUCCCAUGGGCUCUGGUGUCCUUCCCUGUAUGCCGCAAAAAAGUUAAUGUUAGCUUUAAGCUGUGGCCACACUGCACUAUUCAUCCCAUAGAAUUCCAUUCAUACGCAUGCGAGUGCCACAGACCGGAAACGCAAGCUUGUGCAACAAGUUUUUCAGUUCGCUGCGUCGCAAAGUUCAAGCUUGGUGGACUCUCACCUGUGAAAUCGCAUCAUGUGAUUGCAUGAGACCAAUAGAAGAUCAAAACAUGACCUCUCUGGACAGAAAUGUAAAAUAUUGACCAAUUGCUCGCUUUUGAAAUAUCUAAUCGUCUUGUUUAAUCCCACCUCUUUUCGCAGUGCCAUAGGACUGAAAUUCGCAUGCUCAAACUCUAGUGUGACUGCGGAAUUAAGCUGCAGUCACACUGGGCUUUUCUCCCCAUAGACUUCCAUUCAUACGCACGCGAAUGCGUCAGACCAGAAACGCAAGGUCAUGCAUCAAGUUUCGCAGGUUGCUGCGGUGCAAAGUUCAAGCUUGGUGAACUCUGACCUGUAAAAUCGCAUCACUUGACUGCGUGAGACCAAUCAAGGGUCAAAACAGGACCUCUCUGGACAGAAAUUUAAAACAUGGAGCAAUCUCUAAUUUUUUUUUAAAUGUCUAAUCAUCUUGUUUAAUCCCGCCCCUUUUCGCAACGACGCACGACAGAAUGUCGCAUGCUCAAACUCUAGUGUGACCGCAGCUUUAGUCAUUAUGCUCUUGGCUAAUGGCUUCAGGCUUGUCUUGGUUCAGGUAUGUUUAAUUAGAGCUAAACUCUGCAGGACAGUGGCCCUCCAGGAACAGGAUGAUACUGCAAGUUGUUGCUAGGAUGAGAAACCAUUGUCUCUCCUAAAUAAGUAAAAGAAUAGCUACAUUGUACAGGCUACAUGUUCUGUUGUAGUGAAACAUGAAAAAUUGCUAGCCAAUUAGCAUUCCUUCUGCUGUGUCGAGUAGUUUUGUUUUAGCUUGUUUCAGUUGAACAGUUACAAUUUCUGUUUAAUAUCCCAUACAUUUUGGUCUUUUGACAUUAGGCACUUUUGUUAGAUUUGUUGUACACAUAAAAUGUGAUUUCCUUAUAAGAUCACAAACCCUCAUUGAUCACGUGCACAUAAUCACUAUUGGGAAUUGUUAGCUUUUUAUGCUAACUGCACUGUAACUCCUAUGUGAAAGGAGGAGUGGACAACUGUGUGAAAUGUCAGUCAUUAAGCUCUUUUGUUGCUAGCAAGCAAUUAGUAAAAGGGAGAAAUCAAUUGGGAGAGAUAUCUUAGUCGUUUUAAAAGUUGCAUGCUUUGCUCAUUUCUCAUUUUAAAACUGCUUCAAGCGGUUGCAGGCUUUUUGCUAACUUAAACCGAACUGAUUCUGAUCACUCAUUCCUGAACUCCACCCAUUAAAACAGUAUCAGCCAAUCCAAAUGUGCUCAGUCAUUCACAGGGAGAGAGGUUUUUGUUUGUUUGGCUAGUUUUCAGAUUGGCUGCUCUCCUGAUACUGUUUACCAAGCCAAGACAAAGAGAUAAGUGUGUUUCUUGAGACCCCUAUUUUCAGUGAUAAUAAUAAAAUUACAGCACCUUAAAGUAACUUGUUUAUAAAAUACCUUUAUAACAAAUGAAGGUUAACUAUCACAGUUUAAAUAUAUAGCAUAUGAAUACGCAAUAGAAAGUACCAGGUAGAGUUAACAGGGAUAGUUCACCCAAAAAUGGAAAAUUCUGUCUUAAUUUACUUACCUUUUACUUGUUCCAGACCAGUUUGAGGCUCUUUCUUCUGUUGAACACAAAAGAAGAUAUUUAGAAAAAAGCUGAAAUCCUGUAACUAUUGACUUUUUAAAGUAUUUGUUUUUCCUACUAUGAAUGAAUGUCAAUGGUUACAGGUUUUCAACUUUCUUCAAAAUAUCUUCCUUUGUUUUUAGCAACUUAAGGGUGAUGAAUUAGUGAGUAACUUUCAUUUUUGGGUGAACUAUGCCCUUAAUCGUCUAAAAUGACAGCCAUUCAGUUCUGAAGCAUUCAUAGUUUUUUGUUUUACUUGAAUUUUGAUUCCAUUUAUAAAAUGAAACAUCCCAGCAGGCACAGAAUGUCAACAUGAUGUCAGCUUGAUAUUGUACCCCAAUGCUGUGGGGAUGUUGCAAUUUAUUUGUGAAUAUAAAUCAGGUUAAUGUCAGAACCCAACGUCAAUGUCCAACCUAAAAUCAACCAAAUAUCAACGUCUAAUGAUUUUACAGCUUGACGUUGUGUGGACGUUACCACUAUGACAUCUAUCAGAUGUUUGAGUUUGGUUGCCAUACCUGGUGAAUAAAUAUCAGUAUUUGAUGUCCAUAUGACGUUGGUUUAAGAUGUUGGCUCCACGUUGGAUUUUGGUCACUUUCCAACACAACCUAAAAUCAACCAAAUAUCAACGUUUAUGAUAUCACAGCUUGACGUUGCGUGGACGUUAACACUAUGACGUCAUGUUGGAGUUUGGUUGCCAUACCUGACAAAUAAAUAUCAGUGUUUGACGUCAAUAUGAUGUUGGUUUAAGAUGUUGGCUCCAUAUUGGAUUUUGGUCACUUUCCAACUCAACCUAAAAUCAACCAAAUAUCAACAACUAAUGAUGUUACAGCUUGACUUUGUGUGGACAUUUCCACUAUGAUGUCUAUCGGACAUUCGAGUUUGGUUGCCAUACCUGACGAAUAAAUGUCAGUGUUUGACGUCAAGAUGAUGUUGGUUUAAGAUGUUGGCUCUACGUUUGAUUUUGGUCACUUUCCAACACAACCUAAAAUCAACUAAAUAUCAACGUCUAAUGAUGUCACGGCUUGACGUUUACCAUUCCUGAUGAAUAAAUGUCAGUAUUUGACUUCAAUAUGACGUUAGUUUAAGAUAUUGGCUCAACAUUGGAUUUUGGUCACUUUUCAACAUAAAAUCAACCAGAUAUGUUAAUGGAUGUCAAAAUAAUGUCCUUAGACGCUGGCUAAACAUUGAAUUUUGAUCACCUAACAUCACGCCCUAAAUCUAACCUAGUAUUAACGUCUUAUGAUGUCAUGUGCCGGCUGGGAUUAUCACUAUUUCAUGAAGUACAUAAUCUUAAAUAAUAUCCUCAAUUCUACAUAAAACAUUCAAGAUUAAACGACUGUGUAAAAGUGUGGGGUUUGAAGGAUGAUUUUAAUGUUUCUGAACGAAUUCUCAGCGCUAGCAAAAACAAAGUAAAAUCUGCAAUAUUGCUAUAUAUCACCAUUUAAAAUAACUUUCAAGUCUUAAAAUUAAAUUAUUCCUGAAACUGAUAAUAAGUGAUGUUAUCAAAAUUGCUUAUUAUUUUGUGGACAAACAAAAUUGAAAUAGUUUAGUAGCUUUGCAAAUGUAGUUUGAUCAAUGUAACAUGUCUUUGUUGAAUAAAAGCAUUCGUUUAUAUUAAAUUAAAUCUUUCAAACCCCAUAUUUUUAGCAGUAGUGUAGUGUAUUUCAUUCAAUUGACUUUAUUUUCAUGUUUUGAAGGUGCUCGACUGCGAAAAGGCACAUACUUGUGCAAACACUGUUAGUUAAAAAAAGUCUGUUCCUCAAUAUGUGUCUUACUGAAGCAGUUCCUUCUUCAGUCUAUUAAUAAUCUGCAGAUACAACUUCCUGCUGCCUGCAUCAUCACCUUUAGUUUCUUUUACGCACACAGAUCUAGUUAGCAGGCCAUUUAUAAAUCAUGAGGAAGUGGUUAUAGAAUAUGUGGAAAAAUCAACUUAGUCGAUAACAACCUCAAGUUACUGUAGUUUUACUUACAUUUUUUGUGAAUAUUCCCACAUUAAGAAGUGUUUUUUGCGGUACCGAUUGUGUAAUAUAUGAACUUAACUGUAAAUAGUGCUUGAUAUAAAGUAUAAUGAGAUUCGUUUUAGUUGUCUGUCCAUUGCACACUCAUUUCUAUAGCGUUUCAUUUCCUAAUUUCCCUUCCUAUUUGUAUCAUUUAAUGGUAACUAGCUUAUUUGAACAUUAUGUUGUAAAUAACAUGGCCACCAUUGAAGUGCUUAAUAUUUAAGUUAUUAAUGUUCUGAUAUAUUCGUGUUUGAUGUCUGUCUGAAACAAAGCUUAAGAACAAAUUUAAAACGACUGUUUACUUUAAAAUGUUUACUGUUGAAGAGGCUGAUGGAUUUAUUGUCUAGCAGUAUGUGUUAAUUGCGUUUACUAACUGGACUAAUUUUAUGUUUUGUUUUAAUCGAAAUGCAUAUUAAAUGUGCAACAAAAAUGGGAAAUAAUUGCUUUGCAAAGCAUGUUUUAAUAAAGACAAAUGUCUUUAAUA